Molecule: messenger RNA, 1613 nt
Organism: Galendromus occidentalis (western predatory mite)
Lineage: Eukaryota; Metazoa; Arthropoda; Arachnida; Mesostigmata; Phytoseiidae
Gene: Prps
Product: phosphoribosyl pyrophosphate synthetase
Exons: 5
Coding region: 284-1240 (318 amino acids)
Biological process (GO): 5-phosphoribose 1-diphosphate biosynthetic process; ribonucleoside monophosphate biosynthetic process; purine nucleotide biosynthetic process
Cellular component (GO): ribose phosphate diphosphokinase complex; cytoplasm
Molecular function (GO): magnesium ion binding; ATP binding; ribose phosphate diphosphokinase activity
Source: RefSeq, a predicted model, not a curated record
AUUGCUGGCUUGCUGCGGCAGGCUGCCACUGCUCCCUUCUCGCGCAGCAUCAACGCAGUGUGCUGUCGACGAGCUCGAAGAGAUCUUCUUUCCCUGGCCAGCCAUCUGCCCGUGUCUGAUUGCUCAAGAGCAGGAAGCACCGAUAGGCACCGCCCUGACCUCCACAGCUUCCACCUCGGGCUCGGAACCUUGGAAAGAGCUCAUCCAGGAUCUCGAAUCCAAGGACCGCACUCGGACCAAACCGAUUCCACCGCCUGAAAAGCCGGCUGGUUCCAAGCACAUCAUGCCUAACAUCAAAGUCUUCUCGGGCUCCUCACAUUGCGAUUUAGCGCAACGUGUAGUGGACAGACUCGGGAUCAACCUCGGGAAGGUUGUGUUGAAAAAAUUUUCCAAUCAAGAGACAUGUGUGGAAAUCGGCGAAUCUGUUCGUGGCGAAGACGUCUACAUUAUUCAGAGCGGAUGCGGUGAAGUCAACGAUAAUUUGAUGGAGAUGCUCAUCAUGAUCAACGCAUGCAAGAUCGCUUCUGCUUCGCGAGUGACGGCAGUCAUUCCCUGUUUCCCCUACGCUCGACAGGACAAGAAAGACAAAUCGCGAGCCCCAAUUUCAGCCAAACUAGUGGCCAACAUGCUUUCAGUGGCUGGGGCGGAUCACAUCAUCACGAUGGAUCUGCAUGCCUCACAAAUUCAGGGAUUCUUCGAUAUUCCCGUAGAUAAUUUAUACGCUGAGCCGGCAGUUCUCAAAUGGAUCAGAGAGAACAUCCCUGACUGGCGGAACGCCAUCAUAGUGUCCCCAGAUGCCGGGGGAGCCAAACGGGUGACCUCGAUCGCGGAUCGGCUCAACGUCGAGUUUGCCCUGAUCCACAAGGAGCGAAAAAAAGCCAACGAAGUCGCUUCAAUGGUUUUGGUCGGAGACGUUCGAGAAAAAAUCGCCAUCCUCGUGGACGAUAUGGCCGAUACCUGCGGAACUGUGUGUCACGCUGCUGAUAAACUGGUCGAGGCUGGUGCACAGAAAGUCUACGCUAUUCUUACCCACGGAAUUUUCUCUGGACCCGCAAUUCAGAGGAUCAAUUCGGCUGCAUUUGAGGCUGUGGUCGUCACAAAUACGAUUCCCCAAGACCAACACAUGAAAGAUAGCGCGAAAGUACAAUGCAUCGACGUGUCGAUGAUCUUGGCCGAAGCUAUUCGAAGAACUCACAACGGAGAGUCAGUGUCGUAUCUGUUCAGCCAUGUGCCCAUGUAAUCACGUCGAAUUUCUCCGUUGGAAAAUGCUAAGCCCGAGUCAAUGUUGGUGACAGACAAGAGCGGGGCUUGAACGAUCCGCCUAGCUACGCAAUUCAUUCUGAGCUAUCGAGCCAGCGAACGGGCGCAAACGCAAAUAAUGAAUAAAAGAUAUCGUACUAUUCUCGAGACGAUGACGCGAGCGGAGUCGGAGAUUUCUUCACUCAGUCCAUGGGAUGGUUUACGCGAGAAACUUUCGCUCACAUUCCAUUCAUCCAUGCAUUCAUUCUCCAUCGAGUACGGUAACGAGGACGGCAUGUGAUUUUUCCCGGCAGAGAGGCAUAUGCUACGCGGGUUAUACUUCGGGAAUAAAUUUUCUGUUGACAAUAUAAUCA